AUGGCUUCUAGGCAUCGUACAGGUAACGGGAUACCAGGCCAGGCGAGCACGGAAGCCGAUUGGGCGACGACUGAACGACCCGAUCCUCCUUUCGUUCGGUGGAUUAAGGAGCAUCACUCUGCCGCGUUAACCCGCUGCGACGCCGACGAAAACGACGAAAGCGACGCCGACGACGGAGACGACGACGACGUUAGCGACGACCUUGACGACGACUUGAGCGACGACGAUGGCGAAAGCGACGACGAUGGCGAGAGCGACGACGAUGGCGAAAGCGGCGCCGAAAACGACGGCGAGUCGGACGACUCGUACGAUAUCGACGAGUACCUCGGAGGGCGGUUCGGAAGGCCGUAUGACUCAACAGAAGACACGUUUCGAGACAGGGAAACGGAUCGAGACAAAGAAACGGGUCGAGACAGGGAAACGGAUCGAGACAGAGAAACGGAUCGAGACAGGGAAACGGAUGCAGAGGCCGAAACGGAUCGCGUGGAAGAACCGGGUCGCGUGGAGGAACCGAGUCGCGUGGAGCAACCGGGUCGCGUGGGAGAACCGGGUGGUCUCGAGGUCCCUUGGUACGAACUCCGGGGAUGCGAGAAUGAAGACGAGAUAAUGGAGGAGCUCGCGUCGCGAAGGAGCCUUUGGAGCGAUGCGGAGCUGAUGGAGCUCGCAGCGGCUGUCGUUUUCUGCCGGCGCAGCGCGGAGGUGACGCGGCGGAGUUACGGCAAGGGGCACGAUUACUGGCUACAGGUGUGGCGCUUGAUCCGGCGCGGGAACCCCGAAUGGCGGCGCGUUCCGACGGCGAUGGCGAAGCAGUGGGAGCGCAUGAACACGCGUUACGACCAGGAGAUGCGCGACCUGCGGCGGAAGCGGAAGCGGCGGAGGAAGCGGCAGGGAGGGGCUACUAACGCGGAUGAUGAGCUACCUAAUAACGAGUCAGGCGGGAACGCAGGGGCGCGGGCAAAAGUGAGGGGAAGGCCUAAGGGGAGCCGGAAGGAUAGGGGGACUAGGACAGAACCAGCAUGGUUUGAGUACAUUCGUUUGUUCAACGGGACUGAGCUUGAGGGGCAACCCUCUGACAACUACUUGCAAAGCCUUCGCAGCAAAGUCACUCAAGCUCCCAAAGUCACAGGUCUCGGUGCGUCUACACUUCCUGACUCGAUGCAAAGACAUGGUGGCCCGUCAGAUUCUGACUUAGUCCGAAACAACGGUGGAUAUGACAGCAGCAUGCUCCGCUCGAGUGAAUUUUCUGGGAAUGGGGUUACGUAUACUACAGGUGCUACAGCCCCCCUGCCUGGUAUGGCCCAUACAGACCCCCUGCCCGCUACAGCCCCCCUGCCCGCUACAGCCCACCUGCCUGCUACAGCUCCCCUUACUGAACCGGCAACAGCCCACAGACAAGGCACAGCAGCAGCAGCAGCAGCAGCAGCAGCAUCGAGUGAUUUGGCUUCUCGGGGGGGUUCACUGCAUGAAAGGGGUCGUAGAAGGGAGCCGCAAGAGCGGAACGAGAGAAAUGGAGAGGCCAAAUCAGCAAGGAGAGGAAUGGAGAGGUCUACACGACGUGGAAAGGACUCGAAUGCAGGGGCUUUGGGUGAGAGGGGGGGCGAGAAGUUGGGCGAGAGGUUGAGUGCAGCCAUGGGUGCUGCUGUGAGAAACGCGUGCGUUCAGUUUGAUGGGCUGACUCGGGAGUUGCUGCAGGAUGCUUACUCGCGAUUUGAGGAGCUAUCACAACGACUGGCAGAAGAUGCUUCUGCUCAGUUUGAGGAGAUUGCGAGAGAAUUAAUGGAGGAGACUGCAGCGGCUUGCCGAGAUGGCAAGAGGCGCAAGAGGAGGUGA
This is a messenger RNA of Closterium sp. Yama58-4, 1830 nucleotides long. The record is from the annotation of a GenBank genome assembly. NCBI's taxonomy places the organism in Eukaryota, Viridiplantae, Streptophyta, Zygnematophyceae, Desmidiales, Closteriaceae.